Messenger RNA from Fraxinus pennsylvanica, 858 nucleotides. NCBI's taxonomy places the organism in Eukaryota, Viridiplantae, Streptophyta, Magnoliopsida, Lamiales, Oleaceae. The record is from the annotation of a GenBank genome assembly.
AUGCUGCCAUUAAAGCUUGUUCGCUCACUGAUUUUUCCUGAUACUGAUACAAACUAUACAAACCCUCUUCUUCUUCUUCCCCAAAAUCAGUUUUUCUCUAAUCACAAUAAUCACCAUGGAAAUGUUGAUGAUACCAUCCCCAAAUCAAGAGCCAAAACCCCAUUAAUUCUUUUCAAUCCCACCCAAGAAUUGGUAAAAGACACGUACAGAUUAGCCAAACUUGCCCGAGAAAUUGGCAUGGAUCUUCACCCAAACCCAUCUCUCUCACACAUCAUCUUCUUAUGGCCAUCAUGCUCAUGGUCAUUGGGAAACGACGCCGUUCCAUUGCCAUUCCCAUCUCUGACCACAGCGUCAAUGUCCCACUUGCGCCUCUUUGUCAAUCUGUCCAGAGGCUUCUUCAAGCUGGUUUUCUUGAAAAGUAAUCGCAGCCCACUCGAAAAAAUCGAGUCUUUGAACAAUAACAACUGGGAUUGGACCUCAAGUUGUUUGUUUUCAAGAAUCACCGGUGAGAGAAUAUAUUCGAUGGAUGGGUUUUCGAAGGCUUUGCUUGGAAUGGGAUGGACCCUUUUCAAGACUAAUGCUAAUAACCAAGCUGUUCAAGAUUCUAUGGAUAGUUCAGUGUACUUGUAUAGAAAGUCGGGUAUGAAUAGAAUUUGUAACGCUAUAAAGCUGCCCAAUGCUAAUGGGGAUGGUGGGGAGUCUUGUAGGGUUAGAGAAUUAAGGCUAGCCAGAUCCCCACUCAUUGAAUCAAGAUCCCGGAGCUUGGCGACAUUGAAUCCAACUGGCCUCAGAUUGGUUGGCGAAGAAGAAGACUUGAUUUUCUUGUGCUGCCUUGACUUCAACUAUCACGGUUACUAG